This is a messenger RNA of Ananas comosus (pineapple), 1101 nucleotides long. Its product is annotated as zinc finger protein ZAT5-like. Bases 463 to 1101 code for a protein of 212 amino acids. The transcript has a single exon. The record is from RefSeq and is a predicted model, not a curated record. Lineage: Eukaryota; Viridiplantae; Streptophyta; Magnoliopsida; Poales; Bromeliaceae.
CCACCCCUACACCCCCCCUCUCUAACAAUAGCUAGCACUCAACCUACCAAAAUAACAAAAAGAAAAAAAAAUUCAAAAAAAAAAGAAAAGAAAAGGCUCAACCCUCUCUUCACUCCACACCUCUCCAAUACCCACCCAAUUCCACAUGUACUCUCCUCUCCCCCCCUCACCUCCCCAUCCAGCGUUUCUCUUUGUGCCUAUAUUUAAACACCCCCCCCCAACACACAAACACACAAAACAUAAUCACAAACACCAACAUAUAACAUAUAUAUCGAGUAAGUGUGCUUGUGAGCUUGGAAUCUUAUUAAUUAAGACGCAAAAAAGGCCCCACCCUCUAUAUAUAAACGCCACCCCCUCCCCCCCUCUCCUAUUCAUUCACUCUAAAUUUAGUAUUUAGUAUUUAGUAUUUAGUAUUUGCAUCAACGCCUCCAUCUCUCUCUCUCUCUCUCCGUUUUCUCGGAAAUGGAAUCGCCGGAGAGCCCCGCCGCCAAGUCGGUCGCCAAGCGCAAGCGGAGCAAGCGGCUGCGGCCCGUCCCGGCCGCAGCGGCCUCAUCGGCCUCCUCCUCCUCCGCCGAAUUCUCCUCUGGGUGCACCGCCACCGCCGCCGACGACGACGACAUGGCGGCCAAUUGCCUCAUCCUCCUCGCCCAAGGCCGCUGCGAUUCUCCUGCCGCAGCCGCCGCCGACGACAACGACGUCGUCGAAAUCCGACCCCCGGAAUUGCAGCUGCCGCUGCCGCCGGCGAGGCAAGGAGGCGACCGGCAGAAUGAGAAAUUCGGGGGCAGCCGGAGGUUCACAGCCGGGUUCUACGUCUACGAGUGCAAGACGUGCAGCAAGUGCUUCCCGUCGUUCCAGGCGCUCGGCGGCCACCGCGCCAGCCACAAGAAGCCGAGGCUGUCGAGCGCGUCGGCGGAGGCGGCGGAAUCGAAGAAGGAGGAGAGGGGUGGUGGUGCAGUUCUGUCGUUGGAUCUCAACCUCCCCGCCCCCUCCGACGACGUCGACGGACGCGUCGCCGCGUUCGCAGAGUCACAGUUUCAGCAGCAGCAGCAGCAGCAGCAGCUCUUCUCGGCCUCCUCGGCUUUGGUAGAUUGUCAUUAUUAA